GGAAUGAGUCAUAUAGUGGAGGGUGGAGUGCAGGGGUUAGCAGGUGAAGGUGAGUUUGAAGAGGUGGGUUUUGAGGAGAAAUGAAUGGAUAACAUUAAUCUCAACAUUACAGCACCCAUCACCCAGGCAACUGAUCAUGUUUUGAUAUAUUUUUCGUCAAAGCUGAACUAAAGAGGAAGCUGAUGGAUAAGAACUUCAUACAACAUUGUUUUGCUUUAUUGUAGGCCUGAGAUACAGUGAAAUAGCUUCUGGCAAACUCAACAUUAAUUUUGUGCAUAGGUAUUAGGGUUGCUAGGUUUCCAGAGCAGCGUUGUAUGUCUGUGGAUUAGCAGCUAUACAAAACAUUGCCAAACACGGCUUGAGUUUAGAGGAUUGCCUUAACACAACCCACUUCGGUAACAUAUGAUGAGAUAUUAAUGUCUAUUAUAGCAAACACUGCCAUCAUAGAACAAUGCCACAAACUGUCAAUCGACUUUAUUUUAAAAAUAACUUGUUAUUGGAAUGUUGGUUGCCGCUCAUUUCUCUGAUGUCACAAUAUUCAGUUCUUGAGUCCUGUUAGUAACCGUGUGUAGGAGCAUAAAUGUCACUUAAAUACAACUAGAGACCUAUGUUGAGAGCCAGAAGAGAAACCUGCACCUCAGAUAUAAACAGUAAAAGUUCUCAAACUGGAAGCAAAGAUGUCCGUGUAUAACGAGCUUCGUCUGGAACAAGAGCUUUGUGACGCGGUGGUCAGAGUGGACAGCGUUGAAUUUCCCGUGCACAAGAUCAUCCUCUGCAACUGCAGCCCGUACUUCCAAGCCCUCUUCACCCACUGGUCGACCCCAGACAGUCAGGUCUUUGACAUUUCCAACGUGUCACCUGACAUCAUGAAGCUCAUCAUUGAGUUUGCCUACACAGACUCUGUUCCUGUGACACAAGAAAAUGUAGAAGAGCUUUUCAUAGCAGCCGACCAGUUCAUUGUAGAGGGCAUAGUUCAAGCCUGCUGCUCCUUCCUGGAGGAGUACCUGUCCCCAGAGAACUGCAUCAGCAUCUGGUGGUUCACAGACGUCUAUUACGCCCCCGAACUGAACCGCAAGGCCUUCCUUUACACAAUAGCUCACUUUAAGGAGGUUGCUUCCACCUCAGAAGAGUUCCUGCUGCUCUCUGUGCAAGAACUGGUUAAAAUCAUUGAGAAUGACCAACUCAAUGUCAAGGAGGAGAAGACGGUGUUCUGGGCCAUCCUUCACUGGAUUGCCUACGCAACUGAGGAACGCAGAGAAUACAUCUCUCUGCUUUUGUCCAACGUCAGGCUGGCUUUAAUGAGUCCAACAUUCAUCACAGAAGUCGUGAGAAACAACGAACUGGUGCGGGCAAGUAAAGAGUGUCGACCAAUUCUCACCAGGACGCUGGCGACCAUGCUGGACCUCCAAACAGAGAUGUGGCCCGGCUCAUCUUUGCUUAACACUUUGGGCCGCCCACGACUGUCCCCUGCCAUCCUGUUGGCUAUUGGAGGCUGGAGCGCUGACAGACCCAUCAGUAGCAUCGAGGCAUACGAUGUCCGUGCUAAUUGCUGGGUCAAUGUACCAAGCAAUGGGGAGACUCCUCGGGCCUACCAUGGCGCAGUUUUCCUCGAUGCAUCAGUGUACUGUGUCGGUGGCUUUGACAAUGUUGAGCAGUUCAGAUGUGUGCACCGGUUGGACCUGGGCACGCACACCUGGCAGGAGGUGACACAAAUGCAUUCGAGGCGCUGCUAUGUCAGUGUUACUGUGAUGCACGGGUGCAUAUAUGCCAUGGGAGGUUAUGAUGGACAUCUUCGACUCAGAAGCGCUGAGCGCUAUCAGCCCAGAAUCAACCAGUGGACUAUCAUUGCGCCUAUGCAUGUGCGGAGGAGUGACGCCAGCAGCACUGCCUUCCGUGGAAAAGUGUACAUUUGCGGUGGCUUCGAUGGGAGUGAGUGCCUGUCAACGGCUGAAUAUUACAACCCAGAGACCAACCAGUGGACACUGAUUGCCUCCAUGGACAACGUACGCAGUGGACUUGGGGUCAUUGACUAUAAAGACCAUGUCUUUGCAGUUGGCGGUUUCAAUGGAACCAGCCGCCUGGACACUGUUGAGGCCUACAACCCCAACACCAACACCUGGCACGCUGUGCCCUCCAUGUUGAACUCCCGCAGUAACUUCGGCAUCGCAGUGAUCGAUGACCGUCUCUUUGUUGUGGGAGGCUACCAAGGCUUGAACACCACCCUUGAGGUCGAGUGUUAUGAUGCUAGCGAGUGGUCUUAUGUCAGGGACAUGGCGAUCUCCCGCAGCGCCCUGAGCUGUUGCAUGUUGUACGGACUCCAUAACUUGGCCGAGUACUCUGCCCCUCACCAUACCCUGCAAUCUUCCAAUAGAGAGGAAGAUGAAAUGGAACAAUCCACCUGACUAUGAGCUGUAUUGUUGUGUAAAUAAAUGUCUAAAUGCAUC
Messenger RNA from Cyclopterus lumpus (lumpfish), 2444 nucleotides. Its product is annotated as kelch-like protein 10. The record is from RefSeq and is a predicted model, not a curated record. Gene Ontology annotation, molecular function: protein binding. The transcript has 5 exons. NCBI's taxonomy places the organism in Eukaryota, Metazoa, Chordata, Actinopteri, Perciformes, Cyclopteridae. The coding region runs from base 678 to 2402 and encodes 574 amino acids.